Messenger RNA from Ostrinia nubilalis (European corn borer), 2732 nucleotides. Its product is annotated as dopamine D2-like receptor. Gene Ontology annotation, cellular component: plasma membrane. Gene Ontology annotation, biological process: adenylate cyclase-activating adrenergic receptor signaling pathway. The transcript has 8 exons. Gene Ontology annotation, molecular function: G protein-coupled receptor activity; dopamine neurotransmitter receptor activity, coupled via Gi/Go. NCBI's taxonomy places the organism in Eukaryota, Metazoa, Arthropoda, Insecta, Lepidoptera, Crambidae. Bases 69 to 1985 code for a protein of 638 amino acids. The record is from RefSeq and is a predicted model, not a curated record.
AGAAGAAAGUCGACAUGAAAUCGAAAAAUAAUCUAUAACCAUGAAAAAAUAUCAUACACACAACAAAAAUGGCGGAAACGCCACAUAGCGGUACAAAAUUAGACAGUAGAACAAUGGUAAACGCUACACAAGUGCCAUAUAACUAUAAAACAACUUACAAUAGUUCUACAACAUACUUAUAUCCGUCGAAAAGGCCACCCGAUGAGCUAAAAUUAGAAGAAAACCAUACAAUAGUAAUUAAGACCAGACAAGCGCAAGCGUUCCACAAAACCUUUAGAAAUGUUACAAAUACUAACACAAGUGGAAACUAUAUGAUGCUAGUAGAGGAUUUUAGUGAUUAUUUCUACGGGAAUACGAGUCAUGAUAUAUUUAGCGAUCACAAUGGAACUCUAGAUGCUUUAAACGACGUGUAUGAGUACACGAAUUGUACUAUCAAUGGUACGUUUAAUAUAUCAUGCUUUAGCAAAGGGGAUCUUGAGCCAGAGUAUAAUUUGUGGGCGUUGCUGUUGUUGAUAUUUCCUUUUUUUACUCUGUUCGGGAAUGUAUUAGUAAUAAUGAGUGUUGUGAGGGAGAGGACAUUGCAGACUGUGACGAACUACUUUAUAGUGAGUUUGGCGGUGGCAGAUCUACUAGUGGCUGUGGUGGUGAUGCCGUUUGGAGUUUAUUAUUUGGUGAACAGCUCAUGGGGACUGCCCGCAUUCGUCUGUGACGUCUACAUUGCGAUGGAUGUCACCUCUUCAACUUCCAGUAUAUUCAAUUUAGUUGCAAUUUCAGUUGAUAGGUACAUAGCAGUAACACAACCAAUCAAGUAUGCGAAGCACAAAAACAACAGACGGGUCUGGUUCACCAUCGUCCUGGUGUGGCUGAUCUCGGCCGCCAUCGGUGCCCCCAUAGUGCUCGGUCUCAACGACACCCCCGACAGAAACUUCGACGAAUGUUUGUUCAACAGCCAGAACUACGUCAUCUACUCCUCGCUCGGAUCCUUCUAUAUUCCUUGUAUCAUGAUGAUGUUCCUUUAUUAUAGUAUUUUUAAGGCAUUAAGAAAUAGAGCAAAAAAGCAAAGGGCAGCAAAGAAACCUCCCAUAGCUGGUGACCCGACCACGGGAGCUACCACUGCUGUGGUCAUAGAGAACGUGGCGCAGACGAGGCGACUGGCAGAGACUGCGCUGCACGAAGACCGACCUACUAACACUGGGUCUGGGAGUAACGAAGAUGAUCAUGAAGAUAGCUUUGACAAAAGAUCAGCAGACCUGGAGGCAGAUGCUGAUGACUGCCACGUCAUACCCAACGACAAGUCCACCGAGUUCAUGUUGGCUACAGUAGCUGAAGAAUCGGGGAACAGCCCCAAAAAGAAUAUGAGGUCUCAAGCCAUGGAUCCCAACGGGAACAACGACUCUGGUUACGCGCCGUCCAACCUUGAAGAUACGAUCAGAGAGCACACAUCUCCGCCAGGGUCACCAGGCCUGAAGGAUGCCACCGUCCUGAAGAAUAUGGGCACAGACAGCUCCAAGUGGAAGAAGAAUGGGAAGACUGCAAGAGUUAUGUCAGAUUCUAGAAAUGUGUCAUUACAAAUCCACUCUGAAGAAGACCACGAAACAACAAGUCAGUACGACAUCAGAGAUGGCUCGUCUGCCAAGAAAGAGCGUAAGGCAAGCGCCGCUACUGCUCGAUUUACCAUCUACAAAGCAAACAAAGCGAGCAAGAAGAAAAGAGAAAAGUCGUCCGCGAAGAAAGAAAGGAAGGCGACUAAAACACUGGCUAUUGUUUUAGGUGUCUUCUUAUUCUGCUGGGCGCCUUUCUUCACCUGCUCCGUCCUGGGUGCCAUCUGCGACAAAUUCCAGCUGCCCUUCUCUCCAGGGGUCACCACCUUCAUCCUCACCACGUGGCUCGGCUACAUCAACUCCUUCCUCAACCCAGUCAUCUACACCAUAUUCAACCCGGAGUUCCGAAAGGCGUUCAGGAAGAUACUCAAGUGCGGCACCUAGCCCUUAGACUAUUUGGUCGUCUUCACCCAGUAGAUCUCAAUUUCAUAUUUUGCUAUCAUUUUAGAUUUUUUUACUAUCACCGUUUUGGCUUCUAAACUUUUGCAUUGUGCAAGCUCUUUCAAAUUUUGUCUCCGAAAAAAAGUUUUUUUGAGUAACUCUAGAAUGAAAGGGUAUUUAUGUAAAUAUAAAAACUGUAAAAGGACAACGAAGCCGUCUUUUUAAUUUGUGUUUAGUUUAACUGUAGUGAGAUCUGCGAGACGACCAAAUAUGGACAAACUCAUGAACUUUGUAAGUAUUCAAAAGUAUUAUUAUUUAAUGUGAUAACUCAAUAAUAUAUAAACGCGUAUGUGUGUGUUAGCGUUAGAUUUAUAGCAUAUCAAUCUUUGUAGAUAAAAAUAAUUUAUUAAACACAGGAUAAUAUUACUAAUAAUAUAUUAACGUAGAAUCAUUAAGAAUAAUGAGAUUAAUAUUUGUUUUGCUUUGUAUCUAAGAUACGGGUAUUCUAGUCGUGCAUUGUUCAGUAUUAUGUAAAUAAAUGCUAAUAAAUAUUUAUACCGAAUCUAUAGCGAUAUUAUAAGCUUUAGUUAUUUUAAGGUUGUGAUUAUUUAAAGUUUUAUUAAAUUAUUAGGGAUCUCAACACCCACCGACAUGUAAAGACGCUAAUAAAUCAAUUAUAAUAUUUUAUAGUAAAAAUGCUUUUAAAAUGAAAUGUCAGAACACCAAAUAUUGUACAAAUUGUAAAAGAAU